Lathyrus oleraceus (garden pea) is the source of this 2861-nucleotide messenger RNA. Its product is annotated as diphthine--ammonia ligase. The transcript is spliced from 12 exons. NCBI's taxonomy places the organism in Eukaryota, Viridiplantae, Streptophyta, Magnoliopsida, Fabales, Fabaceae. The record is from RefSeq and is a predicted model, not a curated record. Gene Ontology annotation, biological process: protein histidyl modification to diphthamide. Gene Ontology annotation, molecular function: diphthine-ammonia ligase activity. The coding region runs from base 216 to 2441 and encodes 741 amino acids.
CAUUCCUCUCUAUUCCAUUAUCCUUAUGCUACAUUAACACUGGAUCAAUCUAAAUGCACCCUUCUUUGUUUCAACAACUAGACAUAAGCAAAACGCACCGUUUUUGUUGGUCUUUCAUCGUUCCUAACUACACAGCACAGUAGGAAGUGGUACCCUAAAACCCAGCCAGCCACACUAUCGAAGCCAAACACUCAUCGCAGAAAUUCCUUGCAAAGAUGAAGGUCGUUGCACUUGUUAGCGGCGGCAAAGACAGUUGCUACGCCAUGAUGAAGUCUAUUCAAUAUGGCCACCAGAUUGUUGCGUUGGCGAAUUUGAUGCCGGUUGACGAUUCCGUCGACGAGCUUGAUAGUUACAUGUUUCAAACGGUUGGGCAUCAAAUUAUCAUCAACUAUGCCGAAUGUAUGGGAUUGCCAUUGUUUAGGAGGCGAAUACAAGGAUCCUCAAGGCAUCUAGAGCUUGGCUACAAAACAACUCAAGGUGAUGAAGUUGAAGAUAUGUAUAUUUUAUUACGCGAAGUGAAAAGGCAGAUACCCUCAGUUACUGCUGUGUGUUCUGGAGCCAUUGCAUCUGACUAUCAGAGACUGCGGGUGGAAAGUGUAUGUUCAAGGUUAGGCCUUGUUUCUCUUGCGUACUUAUGGAAACAAGACCAGUCCUUGCUCCUCCAUGAAAUGAUUUCAAAUGGAAUAGUAGCUAUAACUGUGAAGGUAGCUGCCAUGGGUUUGGAUCCUGCGAAGCACUUGGGUAAAGAAUUAGCCAUGUUAAAUGCUUAUUUGCAUAAAUUGAAAGAGGCAUAUGGAAUCAAUGUUUGUGGUGAAGGAGGGGAGUAUGAAACAUUGACCCUAGAUUGCCCGCUCUUUAUUAAUGCUCGCAUUGUGCUUGACAAAUAUCAAGUUGUGAUGCACUCUUCAGACUCCAUAGCUCCCGUGGGAGUCCUUCAUCCCUUGGCAUUUCAUUUGGAAAAUAAGGCAGACAUUCAGUCUUUAAAAACAGUAGACAAAAUACAUGAGGGUCGUAUGCAGAAACGAGGACCUGUGUUCGAAGUGCAUGAUAGUCUAGAAAGAUUGGAAGCCACAUGCAAGCCUCUUGAUUCCGCUGAUCAAAUCGAUGGCGUAGAACAUAAAUUUAAGAUUUCAAGAACAAAUAACAAGAGCACGUUCUCCAUAGGUUGCUGGUUGCAAGAUUCAUGCAAUGCAGGUUUGCGGGAGGAUUUAACAAUUGUUUUGAGAAAAAUUGAAUCACAACUAGAAGGCUUUGGUUUUGGCUGGGAGAAUGUUCUCUAUAUUCAUCUUUACAUUGAUGACAUGAAUAAGUUCUCCGAGGCAAAUGAAACAUAUGUGAAGUUUAUAACACAUGAGAAGUGCCCAUUUGGCGUCCCAUCCCGUAGUACAGUUGAAAUGCCUCUAGUUGAAAUGGAUUUUAGUAGAGCAUAUAUGGAGGUUUUGGUAUCGAAUAAUAAAGAUAAAAAGGUUUUGCAUGUACAAAGUAUUUCCUGUUGGGCACCUAGUUGCAUUGGGCCAUACAGCCAGGCAACCUUACAUGAGGGUAUACUUCUCAUGGCUGGUCAACUGGGGCUUGACCCUCCUACAAUGAAUCUUUGCAGUGGGGGCCCUGGGGUUGAACAUGAACAGGCACUAAAAAACAGUGAAGCAAUAGCAAAAUCUUUUAAUUGUUCAAUAUCGACAUCUGCAAUUGCUUUUGUUAUUUACUGUUCUAAAAACAUCUCUUCAUUGGAUAGACUCGAUAUCGAGAAGAAACAAGAAACAAUCCUCAGACAAAUGAAGAUAUCUGAUUUACAGGAAGGCAAGAAGUACAAAGCAUUAGAACCCAUAACCCUUUAUGUCCUUGUUUCUGAUCUACCUAAAAGAGCUUUUGUAGAAGUGAAGCCUAUUCUUUAUGUCGAGGAUGGCGCAGAUGCAGCAAUUGAGACCAUAACAGAGAAACCUUGUUCAAAGGCAUCAUGUUAUUGGGGUUUCAAGCAGGAAAAUUGGCAUGAUUCUUGCAUUCAGAAAUGUGUGAUUCCUGGAAAGAUAUGUGCCAUUAUAUUAUCUAUCACAAGCGAGCUUGCUGCAAAGAUAUGUUCUGAUUCUCUGCCGGCUGAUUAUGUCAAUGAUAAUAGUCAACAUUCUCUAUCUAAAGGACAUAUGGAGCAGUUAUCAAAAUUCUGCAUUUAUCUUCUUGACAAAGCUAUAACAGAUAACAACUUCGCCUGGGAAGAUAUACUGAGUUUGAGGUUCUACAUCCCGGUAAGCCUUCAAAUGUCAGUCGAGCUAAUACAAUCUAUGUUCAGCAAUGCACUUUUUGAACUCUCUGAAAUGAAUCAAAGGAAAGUUAAAAAUUGUGAGGAGCCGAUCUUCAACAUAGUUCCCGUCAUAGGUGCUGGGUGGUCUGCUUCAUCCAUGGAUGAUGUAGUGACCUGCGAAUUACUAGCUCGAAAAUCCUGAGUAUAUUAGGUUGAUGCAGAAGGUUUUUCUUUUCUCAGAAUUUGGAUUAACUUUAUUUUUUUAAUUAAAAAAAUUCAAAUAGGAUUCACAGGGAUAGAUUGGUGCCAGUGAUUAGGAUGGAAUGGGAUUUUACUCGUUAAGCCAUUUAGGUUCUGUUGCAGUCUUGGUGGUGCUUGAACAAACUUUGGCAGAACAGACUAUACAGAGAUCUUCCUCAAGGUUUGAUAAAAUUCCGGAGCUGCCCUUUUAAUUUUUUGAAUUACAUAGUCUUCAAUAUUUCAGAUAAGGAAGUGGUAAUUUUAUCAAAUUUCAGAGAUCUAUAUAAUUUGUUAAAAAUGUAAUUUAUAUAGGUAGAUAUACUAUAAACCCAAACUGGUGGUUUGUUUUUGGUUAAUCUUAUAAUGAGAUGUUUUUCACCCA